GCGAGACUUUCAAGCAAAUUAUCAUCUUCAAUGUCAGCGAGUCUAUCGCGGUGUGAGCGCGUGUCUGUGAAUUGGUGAGCGGUUGAAUUAGUGGGUGCGCUAGUGCCACACCGAAUUGCCAUACCUAGUGAUCGAGACAGACAGACAGCGAGAGUGAAAAAAAGAGAGAGCGAGAGAGAGCGAGCGAGAGAGUGGUGCGUUGCGAACGAAAGACAUCGUCGUGUAUUGAUGGUUUCGCUGGAAUUUGCUGGUGGGUCCUCAGUAACGUAGCGGCUUGACGACGAUCGCCUGCGCCAAGACGCCAAGACAACACCGUACCUGGGGAGUAGUGGGACGACGGCUUGGACGUUGGUGCGUACGAAUGCUGUACGUCGUCGUGUGCUGUGUGUGUGUGCAGAUCGGUGUGAAUGGUCCGGACGGCGAGAUAACCGGAUGGGAUCGGACACGGAGCCUACCAGUCGUACCUCGUGUCUGCCACCGUUAGCACCGCUGUCGGUUUUUUGUUCGGUGAAAUUGACCGCCGCUUCUUCCGUGACGGCUGAUCGUGAUCGUGCGUAAAUUGUGAGUGCGUGCCUGUGUGUGCGAACAAGUGCUGUGUAGCUUGAGCUUGUGGCAGAGACACCGGAAUCAUGCACGAUAAGAUAGUGUUGCUAGGCUUGGUCGGCGUCUUUUGUGCCCUGACCUGUCUGCAGGUGGCGCGAACCGAUCCUGCCGGUGAUUACGACAUCGAUUACGAGGAGGAUGAGGGCUUCUGGAUUGGCCAUGGGCUCGGAAAUCGUAAGGAAGGCGACGAAAUCCUGAAGGUGCUGCACAAAUCCGUCGGACCGUUCGUGGAGCCACAAAACGUCACCGUGGUGGAGAAGUUCAGCGCGGCCGACGGUGAAAGUAUUACGUUCACACAGUUCAACUCAUCUAAGGUGCUUACGUACUUCCACGAGGUGGUGUUGGACUUCAAUCCGAAAAAUUUCUACAUCCGGCUGAAGCUGUUCAACAUCACCAGUCUUCGGCUGCAGCGUACGGUGUACGGCUUUCGGUCCAACGCGAUCAAGCCGGACGUUAGCUAGAGAGCGGUGCGCGCCCCGGCCCGGACACGCCACGCCCGCCCAAGCGCCAUACGCACACUGUGGUCUGUCUACCACAUUGUAUAGCUGCCCAAACCCCCUCUAUUCGUAUUGUUUAGUUUUACUGUUUGACUUCGUUACCGGUAUUAAUAAGGACUAAGCUAGCCGCUAAGGAAUAAAGCCAAAAAUGUUUGUCACCAUAAUGCUCCACCACCGUGCAACUCCCCUCCGUACUCGUACUCCAUAGUGCUUCGUAAAUACGAUCACCGUGAUGUGUGUUUGUGUUCGUACACACCGGAGAAUCGAUCAUAGCGAGACAGCGAAAGCGCUUGCGCCGAAUGUCAUAAAUGGUUGCCCACGAGGUUUCAUAACGCGGCUGCGACCGCGACAACACUCCCCCUCUAAUCGUUUGUCGACUAUUUGUCAACGAAACGCAUGACGAAAUGCAAACGAGGGAUGAUUAGCAAUACUCAAUAAUAUUUGUUGGAACGCGGGCCCGAUUCCUUGGCUCGGCUUUCGAAGGUCGGCGCUUUGGAAUCCCGCGAGUGCGAUAUGCUUAAGUAAAUGGUUAUUAAGUGAUUUGUGUAAAGUUAUCAUUACGAAGCGUGAGCUCAGGAAGCUCAGCAUCAACAUGGAAUAAAUCGAAACA
This is a messenger RNA of Anopheles darlingi, 1710 nucleotides long. RefSeq lists its product as uncharacterized. Lineage: Eukaryota; Metazoa; Arthropoda; Insecta; Diptera; Culicidae. The coding region runs from base 630 to 1064 and encodes 144 amino acids. The record is from RefSeq and is a predicted model, not a curated record. The transcript has 4 exons.